Stylophora pistillata is the source of this 4406-nucleotide messenger RNA. RefSeq lists its product as uncharacterized. The record is from RefSeq and is a predicted model, not a curated record. Gene Ontology annotation, biological process: positive regulation of Wnt signaling pathway; cytoskeleton organization; protein K33-linked deubiquitination. Gene Ontology annotation, cellular component: nucleus; cytoplasm. NCBI's taxonomy places the organism in Eukaryota, Metazoa, Cnidaria, Anthozoa, Scleractinia, Pocilloporidae. Gene Ontology annotation, molecular function: K63-linked polyubiquitin modification-dependent protein binding; zinc ion binding; DNA binding.
CCGGGGACGAACGUUGAUAAUGUUUGUCGUAUGAGGUGAUUUCGUUUUCCUCCGAAAGUUUUGGGACUGUUUUCCUCCCUGAAAGGAUUUUGAACUUAACUUCUUGAGAGGGGAUACAGAAAUGAGUUUCCAGAUAUAAAUCGUCUUCUUUAUCUGGAAGAAUUAAGUAAAGUUUCGACAGAUUUGGUUCUGCACGUUGGUUGCGAUCCUUCAAGGACACCAUGGCUUCGUUUCAACCGUCGAGUCAUCUAUUUGAACGAAACAUCUCUCUAAACGAUCUCGACUCCGCUUUAGACGUGCGAGAAAUAGUACGAAAAGAUGUCGUGGUACCCGAAGACGUUACAAAACAUAGAUAUCUCGAUGCAUCUUCCAACUAUACGUUUGUGCUCCCUUCGUUCCGAGACUUCUCUCUCGAAUUCAGAAAAUUCGUGUUCAGCUUUCUAGUGGAUGGACACAUAAUGAGAGAGUUGGAAGCUGCCAGAAGACUUAAUUGGUGCGGUUCUCUGGGUCGUAUGGUGACAGUGAGUACUUUGGGCGAUGGAAACUGUUUAAUGCAUGCAGCUUCUAUUGGAAUGUGGUCCGUCAACGAUCGUUACCAGACUCUCAGGAAAACUGUUCAUGAAGCGCUCGUGGAAGACGUGGAAGGUACAAGUUUUUACCAUGGUCGCUGGAAAGCUGAAGAAGAACGGCAAAUAUUGAACCAGCACGGAGGAUAUCAGAGAACAGAAGAACAAUGGGAUCACGAAUGGGAGGAAGUUAUAAGACAUGUAUCACAGAAUGAAUUUCCAUUUGGUCCAAAUGGCGCUCAGUUUGGAAGCCUUGAAGAGAUCCACAUCUUUGUCCUUGCCAACAUCCUGCGUCGCACCAUUAUAGUAAUGUCUGAUGACACCUUAAGAGGACCAUAUGGUGAUUCAUAUUCUCCAAUAAACUUUGGCGGUGUUUACCUGCCUCUGUUGUGGGACUCUGUAGACUGUGUGAAAAGUCCUUUGGUAAUUGGUUAUGCAAAUGGACAUUUCACAGCAGUUGUUAGUAUUCAAGAUGGAAAGCUAGACCUGGAGGUUGAAAAUCAGCCAGCUUCAAGCUCAACUAAUUGCAUGCAUGCAGUGCCAUUAGUGAAAUUCGAUGGAUCACCAUUACCAGUUCACUUUCUUCUCGAUCAUGAAGUACCUCUGGCCAAUGACCGUGUUCGUCAGUACUUGGACUGUGCUAAAGUACCCUUUUUAAGUGAUCAAGGAGAACCUAGGCAGACAGUUCUUGUGGCAAAGUUGCAUUUUGGUGAGGAACCUCACUGCAUGAAAGCUCUUAUCGAGGGAUACUUCCAAAGGGCCAGGGAGGAAUAUCAACGUAUGCUGAGAACCAGUCAGGUUAAUGCUCAAUCUCAGCCAGGUACCAAACAACCAGCACUACAGAUUGUUCAAUGCCAAACUCCAGGUUGCACCUUCUAUGGAUCAACAGAAACUGGGAAUCGGUGCUCUCAGUGUCUGAAUGAGUAUCUCAGGAACCUUGGACCUUUAGAACCAAGUCAUCCCCGAGCAGUGAGACAGAUUUUCUCACAGCAAAAUUUUGUUACAACAUCAUCCCCAACACCACAAGCUCCUAAUGCCUUUGUGACAACCAUUCCAACAACCUUUCCAGCUACAACUUCUGCCAAAUGCCGCACAUCUGGGUGCAAGUAUGCUGCAGUGUCUAACCAUGGUGGCCUAUGUGAGAGGUGCUUCGAAGCUGAGAGAAAUGCUGAAGAAAUGGCUGCAAGCAUGAAUCCCAUGACUUUGGCAAUCACAAAGCACUGUGCAAACAGAGUGAAUGGCUGUGAGUUCUUUGGCCUGCCUGAACAUCACAACUUAUGCUCAAGAUGCUAUAGAACCUUUUGUCUACAGAUGGAAAACACCUUGGCAACACUCCCUCAAACUGGUUUAAAACCCUGUAGUCCAGCAUUGCCAGGACAGCCUAACAGUUGCCAGAGUCAGAACUGUCCAUAUCCUGGUGUUCCUGCAUUGUAUAGUAUGUGUGUACAGUGCUAUAAUGGUUGUAUUCACAGUUUUAUAACCUCAAAGGGUGCAUCAGUUGGGAGUGCUGUGCAACCCAGUCCACCCCAGCAUGCACCACCACAAAAUAUCACAAGAAUGAAUCCAGUUCCAACUGGUGGUAGAAGGAAAGGUGUCCUCUGUGCCUCUCCAGGCUGCUUCAGUGAAGGAAUUUCUCAAUUCUCAGACUUGUGUAGAGAAUGCCAUGCAAGAAAAUCUGGUCCCUCUCCACAAGAACGAAACACUCCAGUAUCUACUGCAAGAGAAGCUAGUGUCCCUUUAACCACACGGUCUCCAAGCUCCACAUCUGCGGCAGCAGUGGCAGCUGCCUCAAAUCAUCACCUAACAUCAGCGCCAACAAGAUCAGGCAGCACAGCAGGGACAGCAUCGAGGGUAUCAGGACAUCCUCUUCCAGCUUUUACAAGUAGCCGCACCAAUACUAAUGCUAACCCUGGGACCUCGUCAUCUGUCGGGGCACAGCGUCCUUAUCAAGUCACUUUACCACAAGCACCAUCCACUGAAUCAAGAACUGAUAAGUGUGCCUUGUGUGGAAAAGAAGCAGAGCUGGAUGGGGUAUUGUGUAAAGAUUGCUUUGCUGCAGGUUUUCAGGCAGAACUGCGGAACAUGGAGAAGAGGCAAGCUUCAGUAUCCCAGACAUCAUCCAAACAACAAGGCACCUUUGCGGCUGUUUCUUCAAACAACCAGGGAGCACAAAGCACUUCUCAAGGAAUGAACCAAACAGAGAUAGCAACAGCAACAGCAACAGCCAAGAAGAUGGCUGUGAAGGUAACUGAGCUUCCAUGUACAACCACAGGCUGUCUGAGAUUUGGAACCCCAGAGAAGAAUGGGUUAUGUGAGCAGUGCUAUCUUGUUGAGAGAAGGAUACGGCGUGGCUCAUCUACUGAAGCACAUCAAAAUCAGGCUCCAGGAUUAAGAGAAAACCCACGCAGUUCUCCAACGCCCACACAAAAUCGCCAGUUUGGUUAUGACCUUCCAGAACCUGUACAAGUGUCCCAGCCACAAAACUCUCUGUAUGCACCUCGUGCAAGACAAACUCAGUCAAAUUCGGGCAGUGACGACAUCAGUGGUCAAAAAUGCCGUGGCACAAACUGCACCUUAUUUGGAACGCCAGAGACAAAUGGAUUUUGUUCUCGGUGCUUUUUGGAGAGCACUCUUCCUCUUCCAUACCCUCAUUCAGUUCCAGACUUCUCUACUGCAUCUCAUCCAGCAGCAGUAGUGCAAAGAUGCACUGUAACUGGAUGUGACCGCACUGCUGCACCAGAGAGACAUGGUCACUGCCAAGACUGCUUUGGAAUGUUCCACCCUGAUGUUCUCUCUCGUGAAUCCUUUCUCAACGAUUCUCAUAGAUGACUGCAAAUAUGUUUAAACAGGCUGUAAUAGGGAACAGUCAGUUUAUAAUAAAAGUACCUAACACUGAUAUGAUUGUAAGUGCAUCUUAAUUCAGCAUUAUCACGCUUUUCUGCUGAAUGCUGGGUAUAAAUUAAGGACUGUUCAAAGUUUCAACCAUGUUGGACCAAUAUGAAAACAAUAUUAAUUCAUUAAAAAGUCUACAAGGAUCAAACCUUGGUCAAUGAAACCUGGUAGAUUGGUCUGUUCGUAGGCUUGUUUCCUCUUUAAUCAAUGUCCGGAGCAUGUGCAAAAGAACAGUUGCCAGGAAUUGAUAAAGGACAAAAUUAACAUUAGGGAGUGAAGGACAGUAGACAUUCCUGAGGAACAUUGUAUUUGUAAAAAGAAUCAGUUACAGUUUUUGUUACUUGACACAUCAGCAGUAACUGAGAGAACUUAUAAGUUCUUACUAGCCCUUAUUCUCAGCUCAGAAGGGUACAACUCCUAAUUAAGAGAAAUUAGAUUUACAGUAUGUUACAAGUGUUAAUAUGGUUAGUUGUGUAGAUGGCUUAUUUUGAAAGUAUUAAUUUCAUUUAUUCUUAGGGUAACCUUGAGCAUUGAUUAGUCAAAAUUAAUAUUAUAUCUUUUCGCCUAAUUAGCAAGUUUUUUCAGGGACAUUGUUGUUUGGGAAGUUGGUUUAAAAAGCUUGUUUUAAACUAACCAAAAAAAACAAUUAAAAGUUCCAUUUGAGUGUAAUGGGAAACAGACUGGUGAAAGAAAAAAAAGGACUUCUGACACAUGCAUUGACAUCCAGCUAUUGCAGUAUAGGCUCUGGGCAUGUAAAUAGUAAUGAUGUGUGCAUUUAAUUAAUUCAAUUUUUUUUAAGCACUACAGUAAGAGAAAAAUGUUCAAGUUUAAAAUACAAGUAGUGGUGUUAACAAAUGCAAUAAUAAACUUGAUUGCUUGAGAUGUCUGUACCAUCAAUUAUUCAAUUACGAUAAAAAUAAUUAUAUUCUGUUGUUGGAUAAUAAAGUA